Molecule: messenger RNA, 2847 nt
Organism: Daucus carota subsp. sativus
Lineage: Eukaryota; Viridiplantae; Streptophyta; Magnoliopsida; Apiales; Apiaceae
Product: serine/threonine-protein kinase MPS1
Exons: 6
Coding region: 154-2637 (827 amino acids)
Biological process (GO): mitotic spindle assembly checkpoint signaling; protein localization to kinetochore; chromosome segregation
Cellular component (GO): kinetochore; nucleus
Molecular function (GO): protein serine/threonine kinase activity; protein serine/threonine/tyrosine kinase activity; ATP binding
Source: RefSeq, a predicted model, not a curated record
GAAAACAUUCCGCAUUUGCAAGUUUGAACUUGAAAUCUCUCCGUUCCCUCUCUCUCAUGUACGGUACCAGAUACUUAAUCGAAGAAAAUGAAGUACCCGUGAAGUCGCCGGAAUCUGCGAAUUAUUGCCGGAAAUGCAUCUGAGAUUGUGUCGAUGGACGAGAAGCCAAUUCUAGGAGCUGAGUCCAGGGAGGAGAAUCUUAAUUUCAUCCGUCCGAUCAACAUUCCUUCAGAUACAAACAUUAACAAUCACUCCCGUUCGUUUACUUGUACAUCUACUUCUUCGUCUUCGUCUUCUCCUCCCGACUUCCUUGGUAAAGUUCAGGCUGCCUUUAAACGCCGCCGCCCUCUCGGCAAUAUGCGAUCAAAUAAUAUAAGACCGACGCGUGUCUUACUUCCUCAACGGGGGACAUCAAAGAAUUCAGAUGUUAAUGUGACUUCAGAAGCGGACACCGACAAGACCCAAGGUAACGAUUCAUAUUUAAGUCAAGGAGUGAAGGAUUAUAUUUCUCAGACAAAAAAAAUCGGUUCUAUUACCUCAGAAGUUCAGGAGGAUGCGUCAAUUACACCACCACCUGACUUGGGUACCAUCAUGAGCACACAAGAGGAGAAUCAUGUAUCAUUUGGUAUUCAAGAUCAACCUAGAUCCGCUGCUGAUUGUAUGAACAACAAUUCAGCAUCUUUGUCGUUAUAUCGAUCUGAGCAGGUUCAUCAGAAGAAAGUCAGCUUUGCUUCAGGAGAUACUGCGAGAGCUCAUGAAAUGGACUGGGAUGUUAGCAAUCAAAUGGAAGCUGCCACUGCUGUCAGUCAAGACAUAAAACACAUCAGUUCCAGGUCUGAUGUUCAGGUUGCUUAUAUGUUGGCAAAGGGAACUAUGGGAUCUCAAGAUCAGGUGCACCCAUUCAGGAACUUUCUACAAAGUGAUUCUAACUACAAUAUGACUCAAUCCUCAGUUGUUGGCUCAUCAUGCCCCACCACAACGUUGAUGAAUUCAGCCUCUGCUCCCAUCCAUAAUUCAACUACAUACUGUUCCUAUCCUCAUCAAAUAAAUAGUUCCAAUCUAAAUGUGGAGUCCUUGGGAGAACUUAAUAUGAAUGUUCAGCCUGCGACCGAAAGAGAUAAGUUGCCUUCAUCACUUGGUUCAUUAAACCACAGCAGUGGACUGUCUGCUGAUCUUGAUCAGUUAGAGGUAGCAUUAAAAGCUUCACCUUCCUUUGUUGACAAGGAUUUAGACGUAAAAGGAUAUAAAUGUUCGAAGGACCAGAGUCUCGCUAUCCCGAAGGACUCUGAAACUACCAAGGACGACCUACCUCCCGAUAACAAAGUAAAUAAAGAGAAAGCAUGCGUAGGUGAUGUUACUGAUGUUCAGUGUCAGGCUCCCUUAUCAAAAUAUCAAUCAUCGGAUGUUAAGUUUGGAUCUUCUAAGCCAGAAAUACAGGGAAAGGUUGCAAAAAGUAAAGCAGCAGCAACAACCCGCAAAAAGAGCUAUGACCCAGAACAGUUUUUUAAGGUUAAUGGAAAGCUCUAUCAGAGGCUUGGCAAGAUUGGUAGUGGAGGAAGCAGCGAGGUGUAUAAAGUCAUCUCAUCAGAUUGUAAGAUAUAUGCCUUGAAAAGAAUCAAGCUUAAAGGCCGUGACUAUGCAACUGCUUAUGGAUUUUGUCAGGAAAUUGGAUACCUGAACAAACUGAAAGGGAAGAACCACAUCAUUCAAUUGAUCGACUAUGAGGUGACAGAUAAGGCUUUGCUCCAAGAAGUUACGCAAGGUUACAUGAGUAAUAAGGAUCGGAAAGUUAGUGAUGAUGGAUAUGUAUUCAUGGUGCUUGAAUAUGGUGAAAUUGAUCUGGCUCACAUGCUGUCCCAGAAGUGGAAGGAACUGGAUGAUUCUAGUUCAACUAUAGACGAAAACUGGUUACGGUUUUACUGGCAGCAAAUACUUUUAGCUGUGAAUACCAUACAUGAAGAACGCAUAGUACAUUCAGACUUGAAGCCGGCAAAUUUUCUUCUUGUUAGAGGGUCACUGAAGCUAAUUGAUUUUGGGAUAGCUAAAGCAAUUAUGAGUGAUACAACUAACAUUCAACGGGAUUCACAGGUGGGUACUCUUAGUUACAUGUCUCCAGAAGCAUUUAUGUGCAAUGACACAGAUGCUGAUGGCAACAUUAUAAAAUGUGGCCGCUCAUCUGAUAUCUGGUCACUUGGUUGCAUUCUUUACCAAAUGGUCUAUGGAAGAACACCAUUUUCAGAAUAUAAGACAUUUUGGGCCAAGUACAAAGUUAUAACAGACCCAAAUCAUGAAAUUAUGUUUGAACCAGUUUCAAAUCCAUGGCUUCUUGACCUGAUGAAGAAGUGUCUGUGUUGGAAUCGCCAUGAGAGAUGGAGAAUUCCUGAUUUACUAGUGCACCCUUUUCUUGUUCCCCCAAUUACACCUCCAUUGUCCAUCUGUCAAGAUCAGAGCUGCAAAUUUCUCAAGUUGGUUGCUGAAUCUUGUACCAGCGACCAAAAAGCCUUGUCGCUCUGUUCUCAGAUGCAAGAACUACUAUUGGACCCUAAACCAGAGAAUGGAUGCCAAUUGUUGCUACAUCAGAUGUCAAGUUUGUGUUUCCAACUCCAGAAAAAUAUAGCAAACUCGGAAGGAGAUUAGAUGGAGGCGCCAAAGUUGUGAAUGAGUUUCAGGCUUAGGAAUAUUUCUGUGCUGGCUGAGUUGCUAAGCUGCCUUUUCCAUUCCAUCUCCAUGUAGAUUUUUGUAACUCUAGUAGAUGUGUUAUAUAAUAUGGGAAGAACAGCAUUCAUUUUUACUACUGUAAAAUGCUAAUCUAUUGUCAUGGCGCUUUAGAAAGUUUCUUUUGCUAAA